CUAGGUGAACAAAAUUGUCAAGGAGAAACUUUGAAAGGUGUAAAGUAACCCGAUUUAAAGGCCCCCCUCCCCCCUCUCCUUAUCUCCAGUUUCCUCUCCUCACCUCCUGUCAUUAGAACAGCCUGCACCAGAAUUCAGGGUUUUCGGAGUGUAGCCAUGAAUCCGACAGCUCCUCUGCUGCUUCUCACGGCUUGUGCGGCCAGUGGUGCGCUGCUGCCCAAGGCCGUAUGGCAGUUUGGACAGAUGAUCCCUUGCGUCCAGCCUGGCGUUAACCCCCUACAGUACAACAAUUACGGAUGCUGGUGCGGCUUCGGGGGGAAGGGAAGACCUCUGGAUGAAUUGGACAUGUGCUGUGAAGUUCAUGACAAAUGCUAUCAAGCAAGCAGAAAGGCUCCAGGGUGCACGGCUAUUGCGGACCUUCCCUAUGUUCUCGUUUAUGACUUCACCUGCUCAAACCAACAAGUGACCUGCUCAGCAACCAACAAUAAGUGCCAGGCUGCCGUGUGUGAGUGUGACCGGGUGGCGGCUCACUGUUUUGCUCAGUCCACAUACAACCCUGAAAACAAGAACGUUGAUCCCAAAGUCCAGUGUGUCGACUAAGUUAUACAACUCCCCCCCCUCCCCCCCACACACACACAAAAAUGUGGGAUUUCUAACAUAUUUCUGUAACAUUACUAAUUUCUUUAUAAUUGUUUUGACACAUAACCGGAUGUAAAAGGCGUCUGAUUUUUUACAAAGACAUCAGUUUGAAAUAAAACAGGCAAGUGAGA
Messenger RNA from Etheostoma cragini (Arkansas darter), 770 nucleotides. RefSeq names its product phospholipase A2, minor isoenzyme-like. The transcript is spliced from 4 exons. Gene Ontology annotation, molecular function: phospholipid binding; calcium ion binding. Gene Ontology annotation, biological process: lipid catabolic process; arachidonate secretion; phospholipid metabolic process. Lineage: Eukaryota; Metazoa; Chordata; Actinopteri; Perciformes; Percidae. The record is from RefSeq and is a predicted model, not a curated record. Bases 157 to 600 code for a protein of 147 amino acids.